Messenger RNA from Brassica napus (rape), 519 nucleotides. RefSeq names its product glutathione S-transferase T3-like. The transcript has a single exon. Bases 1 to 519 code for a protein of 172 amino acids. The record is from RefSeq and is a predicted model, not a curated record. Lineage: Eukaryota; Viridiplantae; Streptophyta; Magnoliopsida; Brassicales; Brassicaceae.
AUGGAUUCGAAUCAAUUUAGCCACACGCCUAAGUUUGUUGAACUACUUAAUAGUCAACAAGACAAUUUCUUUUGUUUUCUUGAAGAUAGUGCCCAACUAUCUUCAUCCCAACUCCCUGUUUUUGGGACUCAAGGGACUGAAGCUUCAAGCGCUAAAGAAGAUACUCCAGCAGAGCAUAGAGAAAGGAGGAUAUGGACGCCAGUCGAUGAUGUUGUGCUGAUUAGCUCUUGGCUAAACACAAGCAAAGAUCUGCUUGUAGGCAAUGAGAAACGGUCUGGUACCUUCUGGAAAAGGAUUGCAGCAUACUUUGCUGCAAGUCCUAUGGUAGCAGGGUGUGAGCAGAGGGAGGCGAGUAACUAUAAGCAGCGCUGGCAGAAGAUAAACCACCAAGUUAACAAGUUUUGUGGGUCUUAUGAAGCUGCAACUAGAGAGAAAAGCAUUGGGAAAAAUGAGAAUGAUAUUCUCAAAAGAGCUCAUGAGAUCUUCUUCAACAACCACAAAAAAAAAAUUCACCCCUGA